AGGAAAGUGGAGGAGAGUAAAUGAGCGGCAGAAACGAUUCGAAACAAAACGAAAUAAGAAAGCGGGGAAGCAGGCGAGGUAGCCAUCUUAAAGACGAGGCCAGCAUGACAGAAAACCUAAUGGUUGCUCUGAAGAUGCAUUGUACCCAUCUUUUUGUUUGUUCUGUUUCCUUCAUGCCAAUAAAUGUGUUUUUAAACGCUGGAGAGAAUUUAAUACCUUGUUUCUACGUCAUUUCUGCCAGUCGUGCAACCCAGGAAAAGGAAAAUCCCGUCAGUGUUAACGGGCGGAAACUUAAAGCGUGCUCAAUGUUGCCAAAGAGCAUUCAAGAAAGCAGCCAGCUUGCGCGCUCUACUGGCGACAGUGCGUCGGAAACUAGCAUGCAAAACGCUUGGCAAUGACAGACCGACAGACAGAAAGCAAUCUAAUGUGCGAAAUGAGAGAACAAAGCGGCAGAGGCAUAGAAAGGGGGAAUAAGGUAGGGAAACGAACCAUGUGAAGGCUUUUAUUUUGUGCACGCGGCAACUUGACUCAACCAAACCAUUCCAGAACAAACUGCCACAAGCCCUAGUGCGACACUGCUAGCUAGCAGUGCUGACAAUAGGCGUGUUCUUUCUUUCGUAGUUUCCGAGUCGGAAACAUGUAAUAGUCGGGAGGCGCUCCAACGCACGUGCAUGCUCCGGGCGCUGACGUUGUCAACGGACCGUCGCAGCUAGCGUUAACCCCGAAAGCUUUCAGCAUCGAGGGAAAGGCCCCACUCCGUCUCUUUCAAUACAAAAAGAAAAGAAAAUACAUUGAAAAAGAGAAAUAAAUAAAUAAAAAUGAAAAACAAAAGAACUCCCGGCAUGAUCGGUCUUUCCCGGUUCUGGGCCAUGAAACAAAUAGAUGCUGUAAAAGCUUAUUACACUACGCGUUUCUGACCGAAGAACUCCGGUGCGCGCCGGCUCUCGAAGAGAGCAGCCCUGCCAAGAGUAACUGCGCAUGCGCUUCACGAUCCUCCGCGACGUGGCGCGAGUAGCGCGCUCGAAAUGAAUCGUCUGCUCCGGUCGCGUUGCUUCAGUCGUCUCCUAGCCAGCGUUGAGCGCGCAUGCGAUAGUUUCGGGAAAACCGACAGUUCUUUUGAUCGCGCGUGCUUUCUGAGACGAAAUUUGGAUUGAUUAUAGUGUCGAUACUAUCACAGGAAAUCACGAAGGUGGUACCUCGUCGACACCUGUCGCUAAUUCAUUCAGCUCUUCCUGACGUUCCUGUGUCCACCAACUGGGAUAAUUCGAUGGCCAGCGGAGUUAUAGUGAGCUACCCGUCUCCGGCGCUUCAUGAGUCGCGCCCCGCGGUCUUCAAGAAAGACCGACGCAUCCGGCAUUCAAAGUCGGACCCUGUGCUGGUAGCACUUUCGCACAACUCGUUCGCGCGGUGCCCAGACCGGGACAACUGCUGGGACAGCAUCGAGGAUCGAGCACAACAGCAGCUGCAGUCGGACGGCUCCGGCGCGAUUACACUGGAGGGUCUCAAGAGCGACUACAACUGCUGCUUCACGUGUGGGGUGAGCUGGUCGGAGGAUCAGGCUUGUUUGGACUGCAGCGAGUGUGGAGGAUACGCCCUGCAACGUCCCUGCCCGCACUGCAAUGGCAGCUGCAACGGAAUGUGGAGCAGAGACUUGGAUGCUACCCACAAGACGAGGCGCGCCCAGUGGCUGGGAGAGUGCAAGAAUGCUCCCCAUGGUAACGCACCGAAGAUCCAAGACUCUUGAGUGCUGUCCUUUCUAGGAUGGCUCUUGGUGGGCGGGCAGCACUUCCAUCAACUGUACAUACAGCAAGUGACCCGUGGCAACCACGAUGUCGUUAUUCGUCCCGCCUGCUGCAGGCCGAUCCUGGGGUUCGACGAAUCGCAAAGACGAGAUCAUUACAGCGUACGCGCCGCUACGAGUGUUGCCUGCUGCACGGUGCUUUCUGCAUGAGCAUUUGGUGGCCACGGACUCUGCUGGACUUGUUGCGGUGUGGCGUCCUCUGAACUUGCGUGCGUCGUACAACAACGGCAUUGUGCGUAUCGGAGAUGCCAGCGGCACGAUGCCGUCGUCGAUGGACGACCAGUGAGUGGGAUACGUGUGGCAUCCAGAACAUUCCAGUUUGCACAAGGUCGGCUGCUUCCGCGCGAGCGAGUUGGGAGAAUAUGAGACAUUGGGAUCUCGAGGGAUAGUCUGUACAUAUUUGUUGCUUGUUUUCCGCUCUGACCGUAUUUGUCCGUGCGCAUGUUGUCUGGCCUUACAACCCCCCAUUUGAAGCUUCCGCUACAAUGAGGCCGCGGUCAUCACGUUAUCAAGUGUAAAAAGCAUGCCUAAAACUGUGAAAUGCCUAUUCUUGUAAAGAACGACGUGUGCGGAAAAUGUCACUGUUGUUGAUUUUGCAAUGUUCCUAGUUGUUAUUCCUAGCCGUUUACUUACGAGAGAUCAUGAGUGAGAAGAUUUGUGACCAGCGUAGCUUUGCGCUUUUCCUGCAACGCUAAAGUGGUGUAUUUUAACUUUCAAACUAUUGCCUCAUAAUCAACAGGAGACGAGCACAGCAGGACAAAUUUACAUACUGGUGGCAACUGCAUGAGACCAGAGGCAGCAUGUGUCAAGACUUUCUUUCUAGCACAAGACGAUCGAGUUAAGCAGCAGCUAUUUCAUAGAAUUGUGCCAUUGUUUUUAUCGCGGUCUGAUAUCAGCGACAUGCGAGCGCUUAGUCAAUUCCACUGGAACCACGAGUCGUGGUGUAAAUACAUUUAGCAUCUCUUUCCGGUCAACGUGCUAUAAAAUUACGCGACCACUGAGCGCCAAACUCCGGCUCAUUGCUGCGCUGUAGCAAGGCACACACGUGACGUAGUUGGUGAUUUAUCAUGGCAUGGCUUGACUUAGCGACUUACAGAUUGUCACGAUGAAGGUAUAACAACCUUUCUGUUAAGUUAUUCGCUGUCACACCAAAGCCUUUGCUGCCAUUCGUGCAUAGUUUCCGACUAGCUUCUUCUAUAAAGGAAGGACGCUCAAAAUUAUGUCUUUUAUUGUUUGCCAAAAAUGUUUUUAUUCUGCAGCAGUGCAUGCAUAGAAUCUCUCACUGUGAACCAAAUGCGUCACCGCCUUUAGACUGCUAUUGUCCUACCUUCAAAUUGGAAUUUCAGGAGACAGGCGAACAGUUUAAUAUUAACGUUCUUUUUAAAGAACCUGUGCUUUGGAAGAGUGCCUCAGGUAGUCAUACAUGUGAGACGAGAGUGCCUUGGAUAUGCGAGGAAGCAAUUCACAAAACGUGUAUUUUUGUAAGUGGAUAUGACAAACGUUAUCAACGCCAAGGCACGGUCUGUGGAAUAUGGUCACGAAAGGAGAGAACUUAAAUAUGCCCACAGUCGCUUGACCGGGGAGGCUGAAGCAGGCCGAUGGAGUCCACCUGAAUGGACGAUUCCGCUUGCUUGUCGGGCGUUCCAUGCAUGUGUUCUACGCUGUGGCAGGUAGCAUCCGUGAUAUCUUUCUGUUUUCAAUUAAUUAUUCGACGUGUCAUACACAUAUUUACGGUAAUCACUCAAAAUUGCGCUAUAGUAUUUAGGGACUAAGCUUUAGUAAGGCAUAUUAGACAGUGAACACGAUUAAAGACAACUCGCAGCACAGAUUAUUAGGAAUGUACUCAAAAAGUGCAGCUAAUUGAGAAUUAAAUGAGCAUUCGACUUUUCAGAUUAGAAAAAGUUAUCGCCCGCAAGUCGCGUAUACUGUGCAGGCCGUGCUUUCAGUCUUCUACAAGCCCGCAGCAAAACGUUUGUGCCACAGAUAUCAAACUUGUCCUCCGGUGCACAGAUAUGUCCAUCGUGCGUGUCUUAUUUAUUGAAAUAUGUCUCGCGGAUCGUGCAUUUCUUUCAGAGUGAUUAUGAUUUGCAAUAAAAGUUAUCACACAGAUACCUGA
Messenger RNA from Dermacentor andersoni, 3917 nucleotides. RefSeq names its product protein pinocchio-like. Lineage: Eukaryota; Metazoa; Arthropoda; Arachnida; Ixodida; Ixodidae. The record is from RefSeq and is a predicted model, not a curated record.